AUGGCGGUGAGGGUCAAAAGGUCACCUAGUGAAUACGUAGCCUCUACCAUCCAGUCUCUAUUUGCCUACGUACAGCUUCGACGUAGAUGGGAGAGCCUUUGCUGUAAAGAGGUUAAUGACAUAGAACAUAAAGCUCUGAAGGAGAUGCAGCCAUACAUUUGUCAACAUUCCGGGUUCAGGGCAAAUUGUCUCAAUAGAGAUGUUCUAGAUGUACCGGUAUCGCUAAUGGAGUUUGUUGAAGUUGACGGACCCAUAGAUGACAAUGAGCCAAUUUCCGAAUGCGAUUUCAAAAUAAAAGAUGGAACUCCCAAUGAAAAUCGAGGUCCACAAACUAAUACAACGUUAGAAAACAAUUUCUUUCCAUCUUUAUUUACCAAGUUGGUUUUGGAAGCUGGUUCAAAUCCUAUAGAAACCAUUAAACACCCUGGGGAAUUUGAUACAAUGUUGAAAACAGUUUUAUAUCCUAAAGACUUCGAUUCAGUUUCAGGCUGGAUACCCGAUGUUGGUGAUGGAAGUGUUUUAAAAGAACCGGUAAGAAAUGAUGCAGAUGAAGCUGGAAUGAGAGUUAUUGCUCGAAACACAAUAGAAAGAGUAGGACAAGCAGCUAAUCAUGGAUUCGAAAAACGAGUACUUCAGUACAACAAUACCGUUGAUAAUGAUAGUUGGGAUAAUUACAUAAAUUGGAAGUUAUAUCCAUUAUUCGGUCUGUUGGAACACAGAAAGGUUUCCAUAGGAUUACCAUAUAUAAUUCAUCUACAAAGAGAAAUCAAUGAUGAUAAGAUAUUCUUUGGAGAGAAUGCUUCAAAUGCGAGUUUAGAAAUAACGAAUCUCCAACUUUAUAUACUAUUAAACCAGUAA
Molecule: messenger RNA, 858 nt
Organism: Lottia gigantea (owl limpet)
Lineage: Eukaryota; Metazoa; Mollusca; Gastropoda; Lottiidae
Exons: 3
Coding region: 1-858 (285 amino acids)
Source: RefSeq, a predicted model, not a curated record